Molecule: messenger RNA, 1817 nt
Organism: Eutrema salsugineum
Lineage: Eukaryota; Viridiplantae; Streptophyta; Magnoliopsida; Brassicales; Brassicaceae
Product: AT-hook motif nuclear-localized protein 13
Exons: 5
Coding region: 195-1496 (433 amino acids)
Molecular function (GO): minor groove of adenine-thymine-rich DNA binding
Source: RefSeq, a predicted model, not a curated record
ACUCAACAAUAGAGAGAGAAAGAGUUGUUAGCUAGCUCACACGCUUUCGCUUAAAACUCAAAAACCUGCACUUUCUCGUCUAUUUUCUCGGCAUUCGCAAAACAGAAAAGUGGGUUUCUCUCCGAGAAAAUUACCCUAAAUUUAACCCAAAAAAAAUCUUGAAAAUUUUCUUCCUUUUCUUUCUCUAAUCUUCGAUGGAUUCUAGAGAAAUCCACCAACAGCAACAGCAACAUCAACAACAACAACAGCAGCAGCAGCUACAACCACCGCCUGGGAUACUAAUGAGUGCCUACAAUCGAAACCCUAACGCCGCCGCGUUAAUGGGUCCCACCUCCACAUCUCAGGCGAUGCACCACCGAUUACCGUUCGGCUCUCUCUCGCCGCAUCAGCCUCAACACCAUCAGCAGCAACAACAACAUCCUCAUCACCAUCAUCAUCAUCCUCAGCCGCAGCAACAAAUGGACCAGAAAACUCUCGAAUCUCUCGGAUUCGAAGGAUCGCCUUCCUCCGUCGCGGCCCAGCAACAGUCGAUGCGAUUCGGGAUCGAGCAACAGCAGCAACAACAGGCGAAGAAGAAACGAGGAAGGCCUAGGAAGUAUGCUCCUGAUGGCAACAUUGGUCUUGCUUUGGCUCCGACAUCGCCUCUUCCUUCAGCUUCUAAUUCGUACGGCGGCGGAACAGACGGCGGUGGAGGAGGAGGUGGAGAUAGCGGCGGUGGAGGAGCUAAUGCGAACUCUUCCGAUCCACCUGCUAAACGGAACAGAGGUCGUCCUCCUGGCUCCGGCAAGAAGCAGCUCGACGCUUUAGGAGGAACAGGAGGAGUAGGGUUUACACCUCAUGUCAUUGAGGUCAAGACUGGAGAGGACAUUGCUAUGAAGGUAAUGGCGUUUACGAAUCAAGGACCACGCGCGAUCUGUAUUCUAUCAGCUACAGGAGCUGUAUCUAGUGUGGUGCUUCGUCAAGCUAAUAAUCCUAAUGGAAUGGUUAAGUGUGAGGGCCCAUAUGAAAUCAUUUCUAUGUCAGGUUCUUUCUUGAAUUCUGAGAGUAAUGGUACUGUGACCAAAAGUGGUACCUUGAGCGUGUCUCUGGCUAGACCCGAUGGCCAGAUCGUAGGUGGUUGUGUUGCUGGAAUGCUAGUAGCUGGAUCACAAGUCCAGGUCGUUGUUGGUAGCUUUGUACCAGAUGGGAAGAAACAGAAACAAAGCGUGGGGCGUGUUCAGAGUACUCCCGAGCCAGCUUCAGCACCAGCCAAUAUGUUGAGCUUUGGUGGUGGUGGUGGUGGUCAAGGACCAGGAAGCCCUCGGUCUCAGGGACAGCAACAUUCGAGCGAGUCAUCAGAGGAAAACGAAAGUAACUCUCCGUUGCACCGUGGAAGCAACAACAACAACAACAAUCACAACAGUCACGGACUAUUUGGAAACUCUACACCACAACAGCUUCACCAAAUGCCUAUGCAGAUGUACCAUCAUCUUUGGCCUGGUCACAAUCCUCAAUAAUCAGAUGGUUCGUGGGUCGUCGAGCUCACCGUGUUUACUUCUCUGUUUCUUUUUACACAUCUCUUCCGUCAGAAUUAUCCAUAAGUAGAUUGAGCUUUCUUACUCUCUCGUCUUGUUCUUCUUCUUCUUCCUACUUCUCUUUAAUUUAGCUUUGGUUUUAGAUAAAUAGAGAGAGAGAGAUGUUAAGUAGGGUUUCAAUUCUUCUUUUUUAGUUUGUUUCUUAGUUUCUUUUGAUUGUGAUGAUCAUAAAGACUUCUCUUUUUUCUUCUCAUAUAAUCAACGAAUGAUCCACUUUAGUUUCAAAGUGACUAAUUUUCUUAA